Molecule: messenger RNA, 4370 nt
Organism: Aspergillus calidoustus
Lineage: Eukaryota; Fungi; Ascomycota; Eurotiomycetes; Eurotiales; Aspergillaceae
Source: the annotation of a GenBank genome assembly
CGGAGUUCUUAUCGGCCCUGAUUUCAAGGACCUUCAGUCUUCUUUGCGGGUGCUCUUCAGUUCUGUUCGCGCUAUACCAGUUUCUCUCUGCUUGUCCCCGUUCCCCUGCACUGAGUCAUCGCCCGCCUUUACCUCAUAAAUUUUUUUGUCCCUCCGCCCUCCGCCCGCUCUCACCGUCUUCUUUUCUCUCCUCAACUCACCACUCAAGGUCAACCUCUCAAUUCUCUUUACCCUCGAAUCCCCUUCAGUUCUGGGCGCGCGGCAGAAGGCGGGACGACGGUAGGGAUUUGUCUAGACCGAGAGUGAAGGAACAACAGUCCUCGAAGCUUCAGUGGUGCCAACGUCCACAUACCCCAUCUCCGAGUCUCUCCGCAAGCACAAUAGGAAGCAGUAGAGCGUAGAUUUGGCUCAAUUGACCUGCUAUCUCUCUGAUUUACCUGACUUUCGCCUCUUCUUGAGCAGCGCUGUGCGCAAUGGUCCUCGCCGCUCGAUGUGGGCAGGCUACGUCCGCCCUUUUGCGUCAACGAUGCCUCGCUGAAUCCCGUCGAUCUGCGCUGGCUUUGCGCUCUUUCUCUUCCCAGACAUCUACUCGCUCAACGGCUUCCACACUCCGAUUGCAGCAAAAGACGCCUUCACCAUGGCGGCCACAGCAGCUGCGCACCUUUUCCAGCGCGCUCCGCCGCCUGGCCUCAGAGUCCAGCACGGGCGACAGCCUGUUUGCUAGCGGCAUUGUCAGGCCGGGUGCCAACCUCGUCGAUGUCAAGAAGGUCCUGGUCAUUGGUAGCGGUGGCUUGAGUAUUGGACAGGCCGGAGAGUUUGACUACUCUGGUUCUCAGGCCCUCAAGGCUCUCAAGGAAGCCGGCGUUCAGUCGGUCCUAAUCAACCCGAACAUCGCCACGAUUCAGACUGACCACAAACUCGCCGAUGAGGUUUACUACCUUCCCGUUACUCCCGAGUACGUGACCUAUGUCAUCGAACGCGAGCGCCCUGACGGUAUCUUCCUGUCCUUUGGUGGCCAGACCGCCCUGAACCUCGGUGUGCAGAUGAACCGCAUGGGAACCUUUGAGCGCUAUGGUGUCAAGGUGCUCGGAACCAGCAUCAAGACGCUGGAGACCAGUGAAGACCGUGACCUUUUCGCCAAGGCCCUCAACGAGAUUAACAUUCCUAUUGCCGAGUCCAUCGCUGUCGGCACCGUCGACGAAGCAUUAAAGGCCGCUGAGGAAGUCGGCUACCCUAUCAUUGUUCGCUCCGCCUACGCUCUGGGAGGUCUUGGUUCCGGCUUUGCAAACAACCCCGAGGAGCUCAAGAACUUGGCCUCUCGCUCUUUGACCCUCUCUCCCCAGAUCUUGGUCGAAAAGUCGCUCCGUGGCUGGAAGGAGGUCGAGUACGAAGUCGUUCGCGAUGCUUCCAACAACUGCAUCACUGUUUGCAACAUGGAGAACUUUGAUCCCCUUGGUAUUCACACUGGUGACAGUAUCGUUGUUGCUCCCAGUCAGACCCUUUCUGAUGAGGAGUACCACAUGCUCCGUACCGCUGCCAUCAAGAUUGUCCGCCACCUUGGUGUUGUUGGUGAAUGUAACGUGCAGUAUGCUCUUCAGCCCGAUGGUCUCGACUACCGUGUGAUUGAGGUCAACGCUCGUCUUUCGCGUUCCUCGGCUCUGGCCUCCAAGGCUACUGGAUACCCUCUGGCUUACACUGCGGCCAAGAUUGGUCUCGGCCACACUCUCCCCGAGCUGCCCAAUGCCGUUACCAAGACUACAACUGCCAACUUUGAACCUAGCCUGGAUUAUAUCGUUACCAAGAUUCCCCGCUGGGAUUUGAGCAAGUUCCAGCACGUCAAUCGCGACAUUGGCAGUGCUAUGAAGUCUGUUGGUGAAGUCAUGGCCAUUGGUCGUACCUUUGAGGAAUCCUUCCAGAAGGCGAUCCGUCAGGUCGACCCCCGCUUCGUUGGAUUCCAGGGCGACAAGUUUGAGAACCUUGAUGAAGUCCUCAAGAACCCCACCGACCGCCGCUGGUUGGCUGUUGGUCAAGCUAUGCUGCACGAGAACUACUCUGUUGACAAGGUCCACGAGCUGACCAAGAUUGACAAGUGGUUCCUGUACAAGCUCCAGAACAUUGUCGACUGCCAGAACGAACUCAAGGAGAUCGGUAGUCUCUUCGGCGUUAACAAGGAGACAAUGCUCAAGUCGAAGAAGCUCGGUUUCUCUGACAAGCAGAUUGCUCUCCUGGUCGGCGCGACUGAGGAUGAUGUCCGUGCCCGCAGGAAGGGAUUCGGCAUUAGACCCUGGGUCAAGAAGAUUGAUACCCUUGCUGCCGAGUUCCCUGCUGACACCAACUACCUUUACACCACCUACAACGCCACAUCUCACGAUGUGACCUUUGAUGAUCACGGCACCAUCAUUCUUGGAAGCGGUGUCUACCGUAUUGGUAGCUCCGUCGAGUUCGAUUGGUGUGCUGUCAACGCCACGCUUUCCCUCCGAAACAUGGGCAAGAAGACAGUCAUGAUCAACUAUAACCCCGAAACCUACUCCACCGACUUUGAUACUGCUGAUAAGCUCUACUUUGAGGAACUCAGCUAUGAGCGAGUCAUGGAUAUCUACGAGCUCGAGGCCGCCAGCGGCGUCGUUGUUUCCGUCGGUGGCCAGCUUCCUCAGAACAUUGCUCUCCGCCUGCAGGAAACUGGUGGUGCUCACGUCCUUGGUACUGACCCCAAGGACAUUGACAACGCGGAAGACCGUCACAAGUUCUCUCAGAUUUUGGACAGCAUUGGCGUUGACCAGCCUGCCUGGAAGGAGCUCACCUCUGUUGCCGAAGCUGAGCGCUUCGCUGACAAGGUUGGCUACCCCGUCCUCGUCCGCCCCAGUUACGUUCUUUCUGGUGCCGCCAUGAGUGUUAUCCACAGCCAGGAUGAGCUCAAGGAGAAGCUUCUCAACGCCAGUGCUGUUUCCCCUGACCAUCCCGUCGUUAUUACGAAAUUCAUUGAAGGUGCUCAAGAAAUCGAUGUUGAUGCUGUCGCCUCAAACGGAAAGCUUCUGCUGCACGCCAUCAGUGAACACGUCGAGCCCGCCGGUGUCCACUCUGGCGAUGCCACUCUUGUCCUCCCUCCCGCUUCUCUCGAGAAGCCCGUGAUGAGCCGAGUCAAGGAGAUCGCUGAGAAGGUCGCCAAGGCCUGGAACAUCACUGGUCCCUUCAACAUGCAGAUCAUCAAGGCCGACCAGGAGGGUGCUGAGCCUCAGCUCAAGGUCAUUGAGUGCAACCUCCGUGCUUCCCGUUCCUUCCCCUUUGUCAGCAAGGUUCUCGGAACUAACUUCAUUGACGUUGCUACCAAGGCCCUUGUUGGCCGUGACGUUCCCGAGCCUGUCGACCUCAUGGAAGUCAAGCGUGACUACCUCGCCACCAAGGUUCCCCAGUUCUCCUGGACCCGUCUUGCUGGUGCUGAUCCAUUCCUUGGCGUCGAGAUGGCCAGUACUGGUGAGAUUGCUUGCUUUGGUAAGGACGUUGUCGAGGCCUACUGGGCCUCUCUCCAGUCCACCAUGAACUUCCGUGUUCCCGAGCCUGGUGAGGGUAUCCUCCUGGGCGGAGAUAUUACCAACCCCGCUCUCGCUCAGAUCGUCGACUACCUCCAGCCUCUGGGCUUCAAGUUCUUUGCUGCCAGCCCUGAAGUGAAGGAUCACAUCGAGACUGCUUCCAAGGACAAUGUUCCCGUCCAGGUGAUUGAGUUCCCCAAGAAGGACAAGCGUGCUCUUCGUGAGGUCUUCCAGAAGUAUGACAUCCGCGGAUGCUUCAACCUGGCCAAGACCCGGGGCAAGACCCUCCUCGACGAGGAUUACGUUAUGCGACGAAACGCCGUUGACUUUGGCGUUCCUCUCUUCAUGGAGACCAAGACUGCUACUCUCUUCGCUCAGGCCAUGAACCAGAAGCUUCCCCGCGCCGAGGGCAUCCCUGCCGAAGUCCGGACCUGGUCUGACUUUGUCGGCGGCAAGCUUCUGUAAAUUACAAAAACGGCUAAAAGUUUUCUGGAUACUAUAAUCACCCGGUGUCAUGCUCUGUUCUGUUCUCUUUUUUUCGCUUUCAGGCAGAAGCGCCGUCUUGUUUGGCGUAGCGGAUGAGACCAUCUCGAUAGACUUUGUUGCUUACCUGGCAUAUGGUUUGCCAGCGUCUCGCCUUUUGAAACGACAGCGCUGCGGUUGGAGGCAGACUGUGUACUUGAGCGAGAAAGACAUUGAACUGGAUAUUUACGAACGAUUUGAUUUUAUUGGCAACAUUGGCUGUGUAUUUAUUUGUAGUAUAUCAAUUAUAUCCAAUCUCGACUUCAAUUUGCAGAUCGUUGUUGAAUUGCGGGCUUUUUUGCCAUCCCUCAAUGGAGGAGG